AUGUGUAGAACAUCGGCCAUACUACCGCUCGGAAUAUUAACUCUUGUUGUUCUCUCUAGUGCCUACGUACAAAAUACUCACGAGUUGUAUACGACGCUUUUUGAGAACUACACGAACAUAUUGAGGCCUGUGCAAAACGAACAAGAAACUGUUCGAGUUUCUGUUAAAUUUCUUCUUCGAGGAAUUAGCGAAUUUGACGAAGUGCGUGGCCAGUUGUCAUUGGCUACUGCUGUGGACUUACGGUGGCGGGACACAACUCUAAGCUGGAAUAGGACAGAAUACAGUCCGCGCGUUCUGGUCCUGCCCGAAACACAAAUUUGGACACCACGAUUAGCUCUGUCCAAUCCCACUAACCGAAUACUUCUAUUCUUUGAAGACUCGUUUCCAGUUCGGUUAUAUUCGGAUGGCUCCGUGAUUUGGGUGCAAGGCGGUACUAUUAUUUCUACCUGUGUGCCCAAUGUGGAGAAGUACCCUUUCGAUGUUCACAAAUGUUACUUGGUUAUACUAGUAAUACCUUACACCCGUGCUGAGGUCCAACUUUACCCGUCAAUCGGUCUGUCCACCUUCGAGAAGUUUGGUGAGUGGGAGCUCGGUAAUAAUAGUAUCGAAGAACAAUUAUAUGGCGGAUUUUUCUCCUCUAUUGUGAUUAGUUUAGAAAUCAAAAGGAGACCGGAAUUUUCUCUCUUAAGCACAAUCUUGCCUAUACUGUUCCUAGGUGUUCUCAACGCUUGUGUGUUCCUUCUACCACCAGAGCAAGGGGAGCGCGUGUCCUAUGCCCUCACUGUCCUUCUAUCCUUUGCGGUCUUUCUGUCCAUUAUCAGUAGUGUCAUGCCAAAGAACUCCGAGCCUGUACCUAUUCUAUGUUAUAUCAUCACUGCCAUGAUGGCCAUGAGUGGACUCAGCACUAUAUGUACUGUAUUGUGUCUCCGCUGGUACUUCGCCGAUCAGAAACAAUCAGUUCCUUAUCUACUGACCAUAAUGUGCCGAAAACGGAAAGGAAAACGGAGACACCAGAAUUGUGACAUUACCAGUGACACGGCACCUCACAAAGAGAACCAAACAGAGUCAACACAACUCGGGGAAUGUCGAGUCACGUGGAGGGACGUGUCUGCGACCUUUGAUAUUGUUAACCUUCACCAUCGCCAAUCUAUAAAGGACUUGGAAAGCUACUCUCAAACCUCAAGACACCGACGCAGUUCUAUUUACUAA
Molecule: messenger RNA, 1209 nt
Organism: Ylistrum balloti
Lineage: Eukaryota; Metazoa; Mollusca; Bivalvia; Pectinida; Pectinidae
Product: acetylcholine receptor subunit alpha-type acr-16-like
Exons: 2
Coding region: 1-1209 (402 amino acids)
Biological process (GO): chemical synaptic transmission; nervous system process; signal transduction
Cellular component (GO): membrane; synapse; neuron projection
Molecular function (GO): transmembrane signaling receptor activity; neurotransmitter receptor activity; extracellular ligand-gated monoatomic ion channel activity
Source: RefSeq, a predicted model, not a curated record